AUGCUCAUAGUCUUCAGAACGUUUCAACAUGAAGGUGCUUAUUGUAUUUGCUUUGAACUGGCCUACGUCUCGCUGGUUUCAACGGCAUCUGUUCUUCAGGAUCAAGCCGAGAAUGUUGGCAUUAUCAACGGACAUGACGCUUCACCUGGUCAGUUCCCCUAUCAGGUCAAAGUAAUGGCCGAUAAAGGCCAACGGGCUAAUUGUGGUGGCUCCUUGAUUGACCACAAUUGGGUUUUGACUGCCGCCAGCUGCAUAGCAGAAUCAGAUCAUGUUGCCGUUUUUUUGGGCAGUGUUAACAGCUCAUCUGCUCCGGUCUUGCCCAUAGUCAGUAAGAAAGACAUCAUCGAAUUCAAGGACUUUAACGAUUCUAUACCUUCCGCUGAUAUCUCGCUUCUUCGCAUUAAACAUGUUGAAUACAACAAAAAAACAUUCAACCCGUUAAGUUACCGAAGAUCCAAUCACACUAUCAAACCUACGCUGGUUCUGAGGCUAUCAUUACAGGCUGGGGAGACACCUUUAACGCUUCCAACCCAAAGCCCAAAAUACUCCAAUACGGUAAAGUCGAAAUCAUAA
Drosophila nasuta is the source of this 573-nucleotide messenger RNA. RefSeq names its product collagenase-like. The transcript has 2 exons. The record is from RefSeq and is a predicted model, not a curated record. Gene Ontology annotation, biological process: proteolysis. Gene Ontology annotation, molecular function: serine-type endopeptidase activity. NCBI's taxonomy places the organism in Eukaryota, Metazoa, Arthropoda, Insecta, Diptera, Drosophilidae. Bases 1 to 573 code for a protein of 190 amino acids.